AUGUCAGGUUCAUUUUGGAAAUUUGGACAAGACUAUUCCAUGGAAUCUCCCAUUUCCAAAAUAUUAAAUAGAGCAUUCAUAAAGAUAAAGGAUAACAAUUUUAAUAUCGAAAAGGAUGAACCAAAAGAUAUAGAUAUGACAAGUGACAAAGACUCCCAAAGGGAGGAAAAAGGAAAGUUGUCAGUACCGGAAACGGAACUUGAAGUACCAACAGAUGAAACAGAAUACGAGAAAUUCAAACCAAACCUUGAUGUGUUAGAUGACUUAUUGGAUGAUGAUGAGCUAUAUACCGAAUUGAUGUGUUCCAAUUCUAAAUUGUUGAUGUUUCUAAAAUAUCCAGAAACAUUAUCGAAAUUAGUUGAUUAUGUGACAAAGGAACCCAUCUUAACUGAGAGUUUGAUUGAAGAACCAGAUAUAACUGAAGAAUUAGCUGAAAGAACAAUUAUAGUUGAUGCAGAUGAAAAUACCCUGGAAGAACCCCUAGAUAGAGAUGUUGAAGAAAUUACAGAUAAUGCAUCAGACGUAUCACAGGAAACAAGCUGUACAGUUCCUCCUGAAACUGAAGAACAGAUUGAAUCUCGAAGGGCAAGAAUUGCUGCAGAUAUCCUCGCAGCUGAUGUCUGGCCCAUAUCUUCGGCGCUAAUGGAAAACGAAGAAUUGCUAACCAGGCUUUGGUCUGUAUUGGAUCAUCCUGCUCCUCUGUCGAUUGCAGCCUCCUCAUACUUCAUGAAGAUUAAUGAAAGAUUACUAGACAUGGAUAUCAAUAACAUGCUACAGUUUAUUUUAAACCGAAAAACAUUAGUUGAUAGAUUCAUAACACAUGUGGAUAAUCCAUCUCUAAUGGAUUUCUUACUAAAAGUUAUUUCUACCGACAAACCUGAUGCUCCAACAGGAGUCAUAAAUCAAUUAAAGGAACAAGAUUUGAUACCUAAAUUGUUAGAUCAUUUGGACAUGACAUACUCGGCAUCUACGCAAUCAGCCGUCGGGGAUUUCAUAAAAGCUUUUGUAACACUAAGUGCUAACUCUAAUAAUGAAAUUGCCUCUGGUAUUGGUCCUAAUGAAUUGACAAGACAGUUGGUCUCUUCAGAGAUGAUGGAAAAACUUAUAAAAACUAUGUUAAAUGGUGGUACUUCUUUAAGUAAUGGUGUUGGAAUAAUCAUUGAAUUAAUUCGUAAAAAUAAUUCUGAUUAUGAUUUUGUUCAGGUUAUCUAUACUUCAUUGGCAACACAUCCGCCAACAGAUAGAGAUCCAAUUCAUUUGACUUAUUUGGUUAAACUAUUUGCGAAAUAUAUGCCAGACUUCGAGAAAUUGUUAAGUGGUAAUAAACUACCGCUUCUGAAAACACCAUUCGGUGAAAUUGAACCCUUAGGAUUUGAGAAAUUUAAGAUUUGUGAAUUGAUCGCUGAAUUGCUACAUUGCUCUAAUAUGACAUUACUAAAUGAACCCAAUGGAGAGGCAAUCGUAACUGAACGUGAUCUUGAAAGAGUAAAGAUGUUUUCCCAAGAAGAAGAUAAUGACAUGAAUGGUACGGCAGAUUUACAAGAAGAAAUCGAAGAGAAUUCAGUUGCUGAGAAAUCAUCAAAUGGGGGAGAAGUUACAGAAAAAUUGAACAAAUUAAAAAUUGAACCCGAACAAAUUAUUUCUGAAACAAAUGAAGAGAUUGAAACUGAGCAUGAAGACAAUGACACCGAUCCUGUCAAUACUAAUGAUGAGUUAGACGUUGCUAAUGGAGAAGUUGAAACAGCUGAAAUCUAUGAUGAAACGUUGUCAGAUUCGGAGGCUACCGAAGCAUUAUUACGUGAAAAUCCAAUUCCUGGUGACCAAUUGAAAAUUUCUCUUCGAGAAACAGGUAUUAUAAGAACAAUUUUGGAAAUGUUUUUUCACUUUGAAUGGAACAACUUUUUACAUAAUGUUGUCUUUGAUAUUGUUCAGCAGAUAUUUAAUGGUCCACUAAGGACAACCUAUAAUAGGUUCUUGUUAGGUGAUCUAUUGACAGGCUCCGAGAUUAUUCAUCUGGUGUUGGAUGGUGAUAAGAAAUGUGCGGCACAGCAAGAAAAACAUGGUUUACGUAUUGGUUAUAUGGGCCAUUUGAUGCUAAUAGCAGAAGAAAUUGCCAAAUUUAUCGAAUAUAUUGAAGAAAUGAAGAUAUCGUUUUCGAAUCCAGCAAUACAAGAGUGUCUUAAUGAACCCCAAUGGAGAGAAUAUAUGGCUACGAUAUUAGCUGAUACAAGAGUCAAAUACAAUACUGUCUUGGGUGAUUUUGUCAGUGAAGAUGGGUCCGGAGAUCUUAUACACAACGCUGAUUUAGACAUUAUUGAUACUGAUGCUAUGAAAGACGACGAAGAUAGUUAUAUGAACGAAUACGAUAGUAGAGAUAAUGUCAAUGACGAAAACACCUACCAAACUUUUGACGAAAACGAAAAUGCAGAUGAGGAUGAUGGCUAUGCUGAAUAUAGUGAUGGGCAUAAUUCUGAUGAUUUGCAAUAUUCCCCGGAAAGAAACCAACAAACAGAUAAGAUUCAAUCCAAUGAAGGAUAUCCUGAGCAUGGAGAUAAAUUCACCUCGUAUAUGUCACACCAUCUUGGUGGAAAUUUUAAUGAUACCGUUGGUAAGGGGAAUAAUAUGAAUAAUACGCAAGAAUCGGCGGAAGGAGACGGUGAAGGCUGGAGUUCGCGUGAUGCUGAACAUAACAUGGCACAUAACCUAGCUAAGCAUGAAGAUAUUCACGCUCAAUUCAAAAUGGAAGAUAUUCAUGAUGACGAAGAUUACACUGACCCUAGUGAUGAUGGCCAAUCAUAUGCUAAGCCUGGCCAUCCGCUAUAUAGUGGUUUUAUACCGUCAAGGAAGGAUUCUAAUGGAGUUCAAUUAAUUUCGAAUUCUCAACUAAGUGAUGAAGAGGAGAGUAGUGAUGAUAGUUCGUCCGAUUUGAAUGAUGACGAAGAAGAUGAAGAUGGCAAUAUUGGCUCUGAUGAUUAUAAUGAUGGUAGCGAGUAUUCUUUGCAAAGAACACGCAGCAAAGAAUUCACCUUCAUGAGUUGA
This is a messenger RNA of Naumovozyma castellii, 3039 nucleotides long. It is a transcript of the gene SAP190, whose product is annotated as Sap190p. NCBI's taxonomy places the organism in Eukaryota, Fungi, Ascomycota, Saccharomycetes, Saccharomycetales, Saccharomycetaceae. The record is from RefSeq and is a predicted model, not a curated record. The transcript has a single exon. The coding region runs from base 1 to 3039 and encodes 1012 amino acids.